Molecule: messenger RNA, 1245 nt
Organism: Didymodactylos carnosus
Lineage: Eukaryota; Metazoa; Rotifera; Eurotatoria; Philodinida; Philodinidae
Source: the annotation of a GenBank genome assembly
AUGGAUACAAGAUCACGAACAAGUGGUCCUCUCACUGAAGCAACAGAGUAUGUCAAACAUGGUGGUGGUCGAUAUGCUUUAGCUACAGCAAUUUUAGACAGCAUUGUACUCGUAUUUGUUAUCGUUAUUGCAUUUCUUCUCCGAGCAUCUGAUAUAUUUCCUGUUCGUCAACAACGCUUUUUAUGUGAUGAUCCUCGAUAUUAUCAAUCAUAUGAAGAUGGUAAUACGGAAAGGAAUUAUGUUUUAUUAUCGAAUAUUGCUUUAUAUUCAUUAUGUUUAUUCAUACCAAUAUUAGUGAUUACAAUUAUUGAGCUUAUUCGAUCAUUUUUAUGCUAUAGUUCAUAUAAAACACGUUUUUCAAUUAAAUUAAAAGAAUGUCUACUAUUAUCAUUUGCAAAAAUAUUAAAAUAUAUCUCGGUAUUUAUAUUUGGUGCACUUUCAACAACAAUUAUAACUGAUAUAUUAAAAAUUAUGUCUGGAAGAUUAAGACCAUAUUUUUUAACAUUAUGUAAUCCGGAUCAAAAAUCAUGCAAUGGAAUGGGUUUGACAGAUGCAGAUUUUGUUUGUUUAUCAAAAAAUAUGACGGCUGUAAUGCGUGAAGCAAGAUUAUCGUUUCCCUCACUUCAUGCAUCAUUGUCAAUGUAUAGUGCUAUUUUUCUUGCUAUUUAUUUACAUCGAGGAGUGACCAUAGAACGUGUUCGUAUUGUAAAACCAUUUUUAAUUUUAUCAUUAAUUACUUUAUCGAUUGUAUGUGGUGUUGUUCGAUUAGCAAGCAAUCAUAAUCAUUGGGAAGAUGUUUUUGUUGGUUUUGCAUUAGGCUCAAUAAUUGCCAUUUAUCUUGUAAGAACAAUACGGCAAAAUAUAAAACCUGAUAUCGGCGCUCCAGUUCGUGCAUAUGAUGAUUAUCAAUCGUAUGUCGAUGAUCAUAUACAUUAUCCUAAAGAGAUUGAUGCCAGUUAUGCACCAGGAUUCGAUGCCGUAUACCAAACAACUACACCCCAUAGCCUUAGUGUACCUGAACAAUUUUCAUUACAACCAAGUGCAUCGCAAGGACAUAUUGCGGGAGGUUUUUCUCGUCAUCGUUAUGAUUUAAAACAGCAGCAACAAUUACAACAACAACAACAGCAGGCUUUGGCAAAUCAACAACAUGAGAAAAAUGGAAGUGUAGUACAACAACUUGUACAUCAAAUUCAACAUCAACCUCAACAAUCAGUUAGUCAAAGAGCAAGUACAUCGAUGCGAUAA